AUGCCACAGCUCCCUGACCUGCGCAUUUCUGAUACCAUGUCGCUCACCCUCGAUGUCGCGGCUUGUGUUGGGGUAUUAGGAACGAUUGUUUGGGUUUACCUUCGUAAAUCAGAUAGCCGCCUUCCUCUCCCACCUUCUCCUCCAACUUGGAGACUUCAGGGACACUUCCUGCCCCCUCGCGAGCCAUUUCUUGCUGUGGCGCGGUGGAUUGACGAGUAUGGCCCUCUGAUCACUAUCCGUUCAGGAAUGCAGAAUGUCGUGAUCAUCGGCCGCUACAAAGCCGCAGUGGAUAUAAUGGAGAAGCAGGGUAGAACGCUAGCUGAUCGACCUCGCCUCGUUGCUGCUGGAGACAUUCUUUCACGUGGACUGAGCCUCGGUUUCUGCCAUGUUGGGGACAGGCUGCGUCGGAUGCGUAGGUUCGUCGUCGCUAUACUAGUACUCCAUACGCAUCUCCAGCCAAAAUCAGCCGACGAGUAUCAACCUCUGCAGAUGUCGCAAGCGAGAAGCCUAAUUCUCAACAUUCUUGACGAUCCAAGCAACUUUCAGAACCAUGCGACCACUUAUGCCGCAGCGACGAUACUGAAAGCUGCAUAUGGGAAGACCUCGCCGACAUCAGCAACUGACCUCGAGGUUAGGGAGGCUCGUCACCUUAUGUCCCGAAUUCGUACAGUCGUGCGCCCCGGCGCUUAUUGGGUAGAAUCGAUACCAUGGCUCAAAUUCCUUCCUUGGUAUGCGCCAGAAUUAAGAGAUGACUAUAAGAGGGCCACGCGACUCUACACAGACCAGCUGAAUCGUGUAAAACUGCAAAUGCAGAGGAAUGAAGAUAUUGGCCCUUCGUUUUCCAAAUACCUUCUAGAAAAUGGACAUCUCUACGACUUGACAGAGAUGGAGAUGGCGUAUCUUGCUGGCUCCUUUUUUGGAGCUGGAACCGAAACAACUGCUACAGCGAUAUGCACGGUGCUAAUGGCGGCUGCACAUUUCCCUGAAGAGCAAGCUAAAGUGCAGGCCGAGCUUGAUGCAGUCAUCGGAAGAGAGCGAGCACCGACCUUCGCCGAUAAGCCAUCCCUUCCUCGUCUGGAGGCCUUUAUAUCUGAGGCUUUGAGAUGGAGACCGUUGGUUCCUUUUGGAUUCCCUCACCGAACUACUGAAGAUGUCAUUUGGGCAAGUCCUUUUGAAUCAUUUGUCGAAAACUAUUGCAUUCCCGCUGGAACUACGGUGUUCGGCAACCAUUGGUCCAUCUCUCGAGAUCCAGAAGUCUAUCCUGAGCCUGAUGCGUUCAAGCCCCAGCGCUGGAUUGACGGUCAAGGUCGCUUGAGAGACGAUCUCGCAUUCUUUGUAUAUGGGUUUGGUCGGCGGGUAUGCCCUGGUCAACACGUUGCGAACAGAUCGGUGUUUAUAAAUUCGCUUCUUAUUCUUUGGGCCUUUCAGCUCAGUCUUGAUGCUACGAAGCCACAGGAUGAUAUGGGGUUCAUGAACACGUUUAUGCCAAACGUUAAAUGCGCUAUUGAAUUUCAGGCGAGGAUUCCAGAAGUGGAGCUUAGGCGUAUGAUGCAGAAUUAUCCCAGGGCUGGGUGA
Molecule: messenger RNA, 1575 nt
Organism: Suillus fuscotomentosus
Lineage: Eukaryota; Fungi; Basidiomycota; Agaricomycetes; Boletales; Suillaceae
Product: cytochrome P450
Exons: 13
Coding region: 1-1575 (524 amino acids)
Molecular function (GO): oxidoreductase activity, acting on paired donors, with incorporation or reduction of molecular oxygen; monooxygenase activity; iron ion binding
Source: RefSeq, a predicted model, not a curated record